GCAUCAGCGUCUCUUCGCCCCGGGCACAUUAUCAUUUAAAAAACGACGCUUUCUUGAUGGAAUUUUGCUCUGGAUUGUUAUAAUUUGCUGUAUUUUCACAUAGGCUUUAUCCGUCCGGAGUCGUCUCUCUGUACGAAAAGUUCUGUCCAAGGUGUGUCCAAAGCUGGAGGUCGAACCAUGGGGCACGAAACCGGACCAACCAUGAAGGUCAUGUGCUUCAAUCCAGGAAGUCGCCUCAAAGAGAAAGCACAGGAUGCAGCUCUGAAUCACUGACAAAACACACUGAGGAUCACCUUCAUCUCACCACUUUCACCUGUCCACUUUGUGUGGAAAUCGGAUAUUUUUCCAUAUAUCUCUGCAUAGACUUGGCUGAGAAGAUUAGAUUCUGUCCAUUAUCAACAUUAGAUCUGCCUCCAAAAAAAGGAUAUUGCAUUCUCCGCUUGACUAUAAAAUUAUCUAUGUGGAAUAUAACGUUCAGCAGAUAAAUCCUGGAACGCAGCCAGAGUCAGAUGUUCUUAUCAGUUUGAGGAUCUAUUCCCAGUUCUAACCCUCUUCUGGUGCAUCCUGUUAUUCUCUACGAUGAAUCCCAACAGCCUACCUGGUCAUGUCCUCUUGCUGCUAAGUACCGUGCUGGGCCUGAGCGUAGGCUUGGAGUUUACUGGCUCUGAAGGUCAGUGGGCUCGCUACCUGCGCUGGGACGCCAGCUCCAGAAGUGACCUGACAUUUCAGUUCAAGACUUCAGAAUCGGAAGGCCUGCUGCUUUACUUCGAUGACGCCGGCUUCUGCGACUUCCUGCUUCUCACUGUAUCUGAGGGUAAGCUGCAGCUCCGCGUCAGCAUCGACUGCGCCGAGACCACAAUCACCUCUGACAAGAUGGUCAACGACAGCCGCUGGCACUUUGCCGCCAUCAACAGGCACAAUUUGCGGACUGGCUUGGCCGUGGACGGCCAGACCAAGACGGAAGAGGUGCGUCCCCAGAGACGGUUCAUGAAGAUCGUUAGCGACCUCUUCCUCGGAGGGCUCCCGGGAGACAUCCGCACAUCUGCCAUCACCCUGCCCUCUGUCCGUGAGCUGCCACCGUUCAAGGGAAUUAUCACAGAUCUCAGUUAUGGGAGUAAGCUGCCCACGCUCAUCAAUAGUCAGAAAGUACGCCUGGAGAUGAUGGGCCUAUGCACAGAGAACCCCUGUGAGAAUGGCGGGAUCUGCUCGCUGGCAGAUGGAGAAACCUACUGUGACUGCUCCAAAACUGGAUAUGUAGGUCGAUACUGCACUGAAGCAGUCCAGAGAAAACCAGGCCUGGCGCACCUGAAGGCAGAGCAAGGUAGAAACAAAGCGAGGGAGGAGAACGUGGCCACCUUCCGCGGCUCGGAGUACUUCUGCUACGACCUGUCGCAGAACCCCAUCCAGAGCAGCAGUGACGAGAUCACGCUGUCCUUUAAGACCUGGCAACGCAACGGCCUCCUCCUUCACACGGGGAAAUCCGCAGACUAUGUCAACCUGGCGCUGAAAGAUGGGGCCGUCUCCCUCGUCAUCAAUCUGGGCUCCGGGGCCUUUGAGGCCAUCGUGGAGCCGGUCAAUGGGAAAUUCAAUGACAACGCCUGGCACGACAUCAAAGUGACACGCAACCUGAGACAGCAAUCAGGCAUUGGACACGCUAUGGUCACUAUCUCCGUUGAUGGGAUCCUCACCACCACUGGCUACACCCAAGAAGACUACACCAUGCUGGGCUCCGACGAUUUCUUCUACGUGGGUGGGAGCCCUAGCACUGCGGACCUGCCUGGAUCUCCAGUUAGCAACAAUUUCAUGGGCUGCCUCAGAGAGGUGGUUUACAAGAACAACGAUAUCCGUCUGGAGCUCUCCCGCCUCGCCCGCAUCGUGGACCCUAAGAUGAAACUCCAGGGCGACGUGGUCUUCAAGUGCGAAAACGUUCCCACCCUGGACCCCAUCAACUUUGAGACGCCCGACUCUUACCUGGCUUUGCCCAAGUGGAACACCAAACGCGUGGGCUCCAUCUCCUUCGACUUCCGCACCUCCGAACCCAACGGACUGAUACUCUUCACCCACGGAAAGCCGCAGGACCGGCGGGACGCCAAGGGCCAGAAGAACAACAAGGUGGACUUCUUCGCGGUGGAGCUGCUGGAUGGCGGGCUGUACCUGCUGCUGGACAUGGGCUCCGGCACCAUCAAGGUCAAGGCCACGCAGGCUAAGGUCAACGACGGCGCCUGGCACCAUGUGGACAUCCAGAGGGACGGACGCUCAGGCAUCAUCUCAGUAAACAGCCGCCGGACGCCGUUCACAGCCAGCGGGGAAAAUGAGAUCUUGGACCUGGAGGGGGACCUUUAUCUGGGCGGUCUGCCCGAGACCCGGGUGGGCCUGGUGCUCCCCACAGAGCUCUGGACCGCCAUGCUCAACUACGGCUACGUGGGCUGCGUGCGGGAUCUGUUCAUCGACGGACGCAGCAAGGACAUCCGGCAGAUCGCGCAGUCCCAGAAUAUGACCGGCAUCAAGUCGUCGUGCAGCAAGGUGACGGGGAAACAGUGCGACAGCAACCCCUGCAAGAACAGCGGGGUCUGCAAGGAGGGAUGGAACCGCUUCAUCUGCGACUGCACCGGCACCGGCUUCUGGGACAGCACCUGCGAGAGAGAGUCAUCGAUCCUGUCGUACGACGGCAGCAUGUACAUGAAAGUGGUGAUACCAAACGUGAUGCACACAGAGGCCGAGGACGUGUCCCUGCGCUUCAUGUCCCAGCGGGCGUUCGGCCUGCUCAUGGCCGCCACGUCCCGCGAGUCUGCGGACACGCUGCGGCUGGAGCUGGACAGCGGCAGGGUCAAACUGACGGUCAACCUAGACUGUGUCAGGAUAAACUGUAACACCAGCAAGGGCCCUGAGGUUCUUUAUGCCGGACAAAAGCUCAACGACAAUGAGUGGCACUCAGUACGAGUGGUCCGCCGCGGUAAAAACUUCAAACUCACUGUGGAUGACGACAUGGCUGAAGGUCAGAUGGCCGGCGACCACACCCGUCUGGAGUUCAACAACGUGGAGACGGGCAUCCUGACCGAGAGACGUUUUGUCUCGUCUGCUCCCUCCUCCUUUAUCGGACAUCUUCAGAGUCUCAAGUUCAACGGCAUGCAGUACAUCGACAUGUGCAAGAACGGAGACAUCGACUUCUGCGAGCUGAACGCCCGCUUCGGCAUGCGCUUCAUCAUCGCCGACCCCGUGACCUUCAAAACCAAAGGCAGCUACCUGGGCCUGGCCACUCUGCAGGCCUAUACCACAAUGCACCUCUUCUUCCAGUUCAAAACCACCUCGCCGGACGGUUUCAUCAUCUUCAACAGCGGAGACGGGAACGACUUCAUCGCCGUGGAGCUGGUCAAAGGGUUCAUCCACUACGUGUUCGACCUGGGGAACGGGCCCAGUCUGCUGAAGGGGAACAGCGACAACCCGCUGAACGACAACCAGUGGCACAACGUGGUCAUCACCAGGGACGCGUCCAACACGCACACGCUCAAGGUGGACUCAAAGUCGGUCACGCAGAAUGUCAACGGAGCCAAGAACCUCGACCUCAAAGGUGACCUGUUUGUUGGAGGUCUGGGACCCAACAUGUACCAGAACCUCCCUAAACUGGUGGUUUCACGGGAAGGCUUCCAGGGCUGCUUGGCCUCAGUUGAUCUCAACGGCCGCCUGCCAGAUCUCAUCAACGACGCCCUUUUCCGCAGCGGGCAGAUUGAGCGAGGCUGUGAAGGCCCAAGUACAACCUGCCAGGAGGACUCGUGUGCCAACAUGGGUGUGUGUAUCCAGCAGUGGGAGAACUUCACUUGUGACUGUUCUAUGACGUCUUACUCCGGGACUCACUGCAACGAUCCUGGCACCACCUAUAUCUUUGGGAAAGGAGGCGGUCUCAUCACGUACACGUGGCCCAAUAACGAGCGGCCGAGCACACGGACGGACCGGCUGGCGGUGGGAUUCAGCACCACCAUCAAGGACGGCAUCCUCGUCCGCAUCGACAGCGCCCCACGUCUGGGUGACUACAUCAUGCUCCACAUCGAACAAGGAAAAGUAGGUGUGACAUUCAACAUCGGGACGGUGGACAUCAGCGUUAAGGAGACGACCACGGCGGUAAACGAUGGUAAAUACCAUUUGGUCCGCUUCACCAGGAACGGGGGAAACGCCACCUUGCAGGUGGACAACUGGCCAGUCAAUGAACACUUUCCCACAGGCCGGCAGCUGACAAUUUUCAACACCCAGGCCACCAUCUCCAUCGGCGGAAACGACCGGAAGCGGCCCUACCAGGGCCAGCUCUCCGGCCUCUACUACAACGGCCUCAAAGUCCUCAACAUGGCCGCCGAGGGCCACGUCAACAUCAAGGUGAACGGCAGCGUGCGGCUGGUGGGCGACGUGCCGGUCAGCAGGGGCGCGGCACGCACCACCACCUCGGUGCCGCCGGAGAUGUCCACCACCUUUAUCGAGACCACGACCACGCUCUCCACGACGACCACCCGCAAACAGCGCUCGCCACCCACUAUUCAGCCUACGACGGAUGACAUUGUCUCAUCGGCGGAGUGCUCCAGCGACGACGAGGACCUGGAAGAGUGCGAGGUGCCUGCCGCUUUGCCCACUGUGCCCGGCGUGGUGCGGCGGGUGCCCCCGGGGGCCUCAGAGGUGAUCCGGGAAUCCAGCAGUACCACGGGCAUGGUGGUGGGCAUUGUCUCAGCCGCCGCCCUCUGCAUCCUCAUCCUCCUCUACGCCAUGUACAAGUACAGGAACAGGGACGAGGGUUCCUACCAGGUGGACGAGACGCGCAACUACAUCAGCAACUCGGCGCAAACCAAUGGCGCUGUGGUGAAGGAUAAAGCACCCAGCGGCAGCGCCAAAGGCAGCGCCAGUAGCAAGAGACCGAAAGACAAGGACAAGGAAUAUUAUGUAUAGAAAUCAAAAGUCAUUUCCCAACACAUAGAAAAAUAAACUGUUUGGAACACAGUUAUAAACAUUUUGACAGUACCAUAUUGGCAACUGUGAUUUAAAAAGGAUAAAAUCUCCUAAGAACUCAAGACUUACUGAGUCACUGAAACAUUUACAAACGAACUUUGGCUUAUGGAAGCACACUUACUAUUGUAAGCAUUACAGAGAGACAAUGCAGUACAACUUCACCGGGACUCAACGUGGAUCUUUUUAAGGAGUCCCUGCUGGAGACAUUUGGCAGUGUGAAUAACAUCACUCUCUAACAUCCACACGACCCCAAGUGACUGUCGAGAGGUGUGUGAUCCUUGGAGCUCUAUCGACCUUGUCCAUUGUAACCCUGUAAAAUACGAUCACUGUCAUUUCGGCCAUUCUGAGCAUGCAUGUGAGGUGUAUGUGACGUGGUGCUGGCAUCUGUGUAAGUGAGGGACCUCAAGAAACUAUGAU
Molecule: messenger RNA, 5403 nt
Organism: Plectropomus leopardus (leopard coralgrouper)
Lineage: Eukaryota; Metazoa; Chordata; Actinopteri; Perciformes; Serranidae
Source: RefSeq, a predicted model, not a curated record